CUUUAUUCGGUUGAAAUCAUAUAGAAUCUACCCGAGAAGUCCUUAAUUGAGUUGUAUAUUUUAGUUGUUUCAUAAAAUUGAGAUGACAACUGUAGCACCUCAUUGUGACCCUUGUAAGACCAAUGAUGACGAAAAAGAGGCAGUGUCGUGGUGUUCCGUUUGCCAGGAGUGUUUAUGCGAAGACUGUGACAACACCCACCGGAAGUUGGGAAUCACAAAGAACCACAAACCCCUACCCAUUGAGGAGUAUUUAAAACUGCCAGCAUCUAUCUUGACUCACGAAAUAUUCUGUUCAAAGCACAUGAAAAACAAGGCUGAGUUUUUCUGUACGACUCACGGAACAACUCACUGUCACAUAUGUUACCGUGACGUUCAUAACCAUUGCAAACAAGUCUUGAGAAUGGAUGACGCAUCACGUGGUCUCAAGUCAUCACCUGUCAUUUCAUCUGCUACCGAUAAAAUCAAAGAGGUUACGGAUUGCAUUGAUAAACUCAUUGAAAAUCGUGUGAAGAAUAUAAUUGAUUUAGAUGAAAAACGAGACAAAUUAGAAAAUGACAUAAAAAAGCUUAGACUAGACAUGGAAAAUCAUCUUGACACCAUUGAAAAUAAUCUGCUGAGUCAGCUUAACGAAGCAUACUCCUAUCAUCGGGACGCUAUCAAAUCCCAAGAAAUAGAGUUCAGCGAAACGAAAGAAAAAUUGUCAAAUAUGUUGCACGAAACAGAACAGAAGAAAGAAAUAUCACCAGAAACUCAGAUGUUUUUGCAGCUGCAGUCUGUGCACGAGAUGUUGCUGCAGACUGACCGGUAUUUACAAGGUUUAAAGGACAAGGUCAAAUUCAUCAAACUCGAUCUGAUCAUUGAGAAAAAUGCACGAAGCUUCAGUGAGUUUAUAAAGCAAAUAGGACAGAUCAAAGUAAUCGCUUCGACCAUGGAUAUCUUUAACCUUGACAGGAAGCCAGUUCGGGCUUAUACGCUUGUUUCAAGAUCAUCAAUAGAAAAGCAGAAAUCUGGUGGGGUGAGUCCGAGAGCUGGAAAGUUGAAAGUAAUGUCAACGCCCGAGAGGUCAAGAACUGUUUAUCCACCACCGCCUCCCCCACCAGCACCAAAGAAGCUCUCUGCUGAACAACAAUAUCAAAAUGAUAUCAUUAUGUCGGAAACUUCAAGUUUUGCUUUGGUGGAGGACCUACUAUGCAGUGACGAAGACGAAUUGAAUGACGUAUAAUUUGAGAAUUUAUUAACACUUAGUAUUCCCUUGUAGCAAAACCCACUAGUCAGCACUGCUGUGUUGACAAGGAAUUAUCAUUUAUAUUGUCAUAUUAAUAAAUUAACUGAUUGCAAAACA
Messenger RNA from Mytilus trossulus (common blue mussel), 1342 nucleotides. Its product is annotated as shootin-1-like. Gene Ontology annotation, molecular function: zinc ion binding; ubiquitin protein ligase activity. The transcript has 2 exons. Gene Ontology annotation, biological process: protein monoubiquitination. The record is from RefSeq and is a predicted model, not a curated record. Bases 83 to 1222 code for a protein of 379 amino acids. NCBI's taxonomy places the organism in Eukaryota, Metazoa, Mollusca, Bivalvia, Mytilida, Mytilidae.